AUGGAUACUACUACUGUUCUAGACAAGUAUACACAAGACUUGUCGAACCUCCCACUAGAGGUAAAGCACUUGUUGCAAGAGAUUAAAAUAAAAGAUACCCAGCUUCAAGAGAGAAGAAAAAAAUGCCAAACAAAGGAUUCACAGAUUCAUAAGUUCAUUCGAGCAAAUGGGACUCUCACGAAACACCCUAAGGAACAACAAAUGUAUGCUCGAAUAGAGGAAGACAUGGUGGCGAUUAAAAAGCUUCAAAAGGAAAAGAUUCUUUUGGCAAACACUGCAUUAUUCCUCAUAUCAAAGCAUUUGUGUAAUUUUGAAACUGAUGUUUCCAAAUUGGAAAGAGAAGGCAUGUUACCAGUUGUUGAAAAUGUUUUGGAUGUAGAUAAUGCGUCUGAUUCAGCCUCGGGUGCAGCAGGUGCUAGUGAUGGUGUGUCGGGAACGUCGACUCCAAAGCCAUCAGACUCAUCAACUGCCAAUGUCAAGAGAUUGCAGAAGAGAAAACAGGCUGGUUCCAUACGAGUAUCUUCAUCUAUGACCCCUAAUUCUAGCAGACCACCUAAGCGACAAAGAUCAGAAGAUGCAGAGGAUUCCACACCUGGCGAAGGAACCCCUGUCAACCAUAGAGAGCACAUGCAUGGUGCUGGUGGGAGUACUGGUGCUGGUGCUGGCGCUGGUGCUGGAGAUGAUGCUGAUAAUAACCUCUAUUGUUUCUGUCAACGUGUUUCUUUUGGUGAAAUGAUUGGUUGUGAUAACGACGACUGUAAGUAUGAAUGGUUCCAUUGGGCAUGUGUGGGGAUUACUUCUCCACCUAAAGAUGAUGAUAUUUGGUAUUGUCCUGAUUGUUCUCCAAAGAUGGAAAAGAGAAAGAAAAAGAGAAAGUAG
Molecule: messenger RNA, 879 nt
Organism: [Candida] anglica
Lineage: Eukaryota; Fungi; Ascomycota; Pichiomycetes; Serinales; Debaryomycetaceae
Source: the annotation of a GenBank genome assembly